Messenger RNA from Lates calcarifer (barramundi perch), 5792 nucleotides. RefSeq names its product coiled-coil domain-containing protein 138. The transcript is spliced from 12 exons. The record is from RefSeq and is a predicted model, not a curated record. The coding region runs from base 16 to 1614 and encodes 532 amino acids. Lineage: Eukaryota; Metazoa; Chordata; Actinopteri; Centropomidae.
CAAUUACAAUUUUACAUGUUCGUGAUUAGUAUUGUGUCUUCUCUAAGGUUUGGCAAUGAUCAUAGUCUUCACGGCAGUAAUGAGGACCUAAGUGGGGACUUGGCGGCUGCCCCACUUCAGGACUCUUUGGUGCUGUUUACUGAAACUGAUGUGACCCUGCCUUCUUGUCUGGAUGGUAGCCCUGGGUCCCUUGAAACUGAGCCAGACAGAGAGUUGCAGAGAGCUCAUCAACUGCCUGACUGCUCCUCGUCUUUAGUAGAGGUUUACCAGGAGAUGAUGACGAUCUACAAACAGCUGAAAGCAGAGCGACAAAGCCAGCAGCGGUGGGAGAAGGAGCUGUGCGAGCGAGAAAGGAGGCUGAAACAACAGGAGGAAUCUUUUGGGAGGCUGGCCAGGCUGGAGGAGAUGCUCCAUACUCGCAUACUGGCUAUAGAGGAGAAACACCUACACGAGCUAACCCAGCUGCAGGAUCUUCUUCGACAGCGGAGCAAAGAGAACAGGAGGCUCAAAUCCAGCUUUGACACCAUCAAGGAGCUGAAUGACAACAUGAAGAAGCAGUUGAAUGAGAUCAGUGAACAGAACAAGAAGUUGGAGAGCCACUCCAAGAGGGUUCAGGCUCGAUUAGAGAACCUGCAGAGGAAAUAUGAACACAGUGCAGCAUCAAGAGGCUGUCAGAAAGGGAGUGCUAAGACUACAGACAAUAUUAAACCAUCCAAAAACAUGCUAACUGCAGCCUCUGGAAAACCCAGCAACAAGGGCAGCUCCAGUACCACCCCACUAAUGCUCCUGGCCCUAUUAUUGGAUUGGGUACUUGAUGGGCAGACAUUCUCAUCAGCUGUGGGAAAUGCAGUGAAAGGUGUUGGCCGCUGUCUGCCUGUGGAGGUUGUGCUCAACGAGAGAUGUCUCAAGGUGCUGCCGUUAUUAGCAGAUCAGCUUCAUCACACUUCUUUGUCAGAACCGGACCUCCUCCUCAGCCUUCUUCGCCUCAUUCACUGGGCUUUGAGAUACAUGGACAACAGCACACAGCAUGUAGCACUAUCUGCUACUCUGCGGCGGAUAGGAGAGGAAGCGUCAAAGCCUGCAGCCCAGUCAACAGUGCUACAGUCUGCAGAUCCAGACCUGCCGAAGUCCUGCAGUGAGACAGCUGGACCCAUCAGGAAUUUGCCCCUUUACCAGAGCCCCUGUCCUGACACACGUAUCCUCUCCAUCCUCAUUAUCCUCCGUACUGUCACACAAGCCGAUGUGCUGGCCCAAGUUCUGGAGAGCCUCCAUACCGAGCUGAUGUCUGAGGAGAGCCGAGGCCUGUUCAUCCACUAUGGAGGAGUGUGUGUGCUACUGACAGUGUUACGGGCCAGCCGCGGAGGUCUACGUACACCUAUAGAUAUCCUGAUGCAGCUAACUGAACAGUCCUGCUACCUAAAUCCCUUCCUGGAGGUGUGUAGCUGUGAGGAUUUUUUUCAAACUGUGUCCCAGCUCCUUAAACACCCUCGUCUGGAGCUCCCAUCACUGGAGAAGCUCUCUAUCCUCCUGCAGAAACUAUCCAGCAUCAGUUCCUAUUUGAUGUUUUGUCUUUUUCUCUUAUACAACGAGUGUCAGGCUUGCCAGUGGCCUUAAUGGGUGUCUCAUGUGCUCAGGGGAAGAGAGCCUGUGACUGUGAAGCUUUUUAAUGGCAAUAAACAAAAAGAACUGAGGAACAUUACGAUUGGACUGCAUAUGAAAUGCUAAAAUCCAUAUGUUUUGUAUAAACGUGUCUUAUUUGUUUGGUCCAGAGCAUGGGUGGGUUGAUGAUGGGAAUAAUGGCCUCAGUAUGGGACACACUGGUCGUAUUGGUUGAUAGAAAGGAUUGGAGGGACUGGAACAAUUACAAUUGAUAUAUGAAACGCACUUGUUGAAAACCACUCGGAAGUGCUUGACUGGUCUGGAUUUGAGAGGCGUGCAACCAGUUUCUUAAGGGCCCUAGAGCAUCAGAAUUGAUAAAUUACCUACUUGUUAGUAAGUUUCCAAAACUUCUGUCUGAGUCAGGUUUCCAGGAUAGUGACAUGAAAAAAUUGCUGGAUAGUGUCCUUGGAUCACAUAUAAACUAUAGAAUAUAGAUUACAGCGUACUUGCACUCUGUCUAUGCAGAGUCUCUACGUGAUUUGAACAUAUUUAACACUGAUAAUGUCCUGAUAACAGGACAAGCUUCUUGAGAUGCAUUAUCUCAUUUUCAAGAAGAUUUUGACAAGUCACUAUAAAAAAAACUACUGGAUACUGCGUACAAAAAUAGAUAAACAAAAAACGCGACAAAUCGUAAACACAAUCAGUAACUUUGUCAUUAUUAAUUAAUUAUGAAAUUGAACAUUAGAAGUAUAAGCAGGCUGAGUAAAGGCAAGUUCUCAAUUAAAAAGAUGUUUUAGAUGUGAUGAAUUAUGGUUAAUUAUUUCAUUCACUAAUGUAACACAUUUUAGAUUUAUGUCAAAUUUCUGUCCAUUUCUAAAGACAUUUGAUGAUAAAGAGAAGUAAAAGGUUAAGAUGGAAAAAAUCUUAUUUUCUCCUGAAGCAGCAGUGUGACAAUCAGUGUUGGAGACUUUAAACCACCUGCUGGAGAAAAAAUUUAAGAACAAAGAUGUUUGAGCUGAAAUGUUCUGCCAAAAUAAAUGAAACCUGUUUUAGAUGCUUGAGUUGAAGUCAUUCCUUGAGUGAUUGCAGAUACUUGAAAACUGUUUGCAUCUGCACCAAGCAUUACAGUUGAUAUAAAACAGUAGUUCCACUGAUGGAAAAUGAGGCACACAAUGGUAUUGUAGUAAAAUGUUAAAGGUAUUAUUCAGACAGACUACCAUGGAGGCAGAUAUGCUUGUAGCAUCGUGUAACCCUAAAACAAGCUUAACUGCCACAGUAUCUUUGCUGUAUUUACUUUUCAGCAUUUUUUUAAAAAGUGUUUUUAAGUUUUAAUGUUACUCUGUAUCCUACAGUCUGCUGUGAUAAAGGUUCAGGAGGGAGCUGUAGCCUAUAGUUUUGCCUGUUUAAAGAUAAGGAAUGUUACUACCCAAAUUACUUUGGUUUCUAACCACAUCUGUUAUUACGUGGCAGGCACCAGAAAACAUGCAAGAACAAUGUUAAAAGUUCUGUUUAUACGCAAAAUGACUGGAAAACGAUUUCUUUUUAGUGCCCUUUCAAAAAUCAUAGCACUGUUGUAAAUAAGUAGAAUCAUUUUAUCCACAGGGGCUAAAUCUAAAUCACCAGGCCAUACAGGACAUAUGGGGAAAAACCCCCUCCAUCCUGCCGAGCACAUCAGCCUAGUUAAGUAUUAGUCUACCUUAAAUUCUUUGCUUGAUUACGUUUUCACUGCUUCACCAACUGUAAACAGCCACAAGCAAAGGAGAUUAUGUUAGAGAUAGAAGAGGAUUUUGCGGGCAGCACUGCUGCAGAGGCAAGUAUUUACAUUUGUUUGAUUGUGGCUGUUGUGAAUUUUGUCACAUCUGGAUGAUAUCAAAUGGCAACAACAGGCUUCAUGAUCAAUCAGUGGAAUACGCUGUAGAUAGAAGCCAUGUAAACACUCAUCCCGUGAUGACCAUUUUUUACUAAGCCACCCAGGUUACAUGCACAAGUCCUGAACCCUGGCUUUUGGUGGUGGGGGUUUCAAACAACAGAGGACACAUUUAAUUUGUUUGCAAUUUAUUGAAAGAUACUGAUAUUUUUCACAAACUGUCUAUGGUGGCAGUCAUCCAAAGAUGCAGUGUCAAGAUCUUCAUAUUAUCAUCCACCAUUUUCUUCAUCAUCCAUCUCUUCUGCCUCAGAGCAUGCCAGCACUCUAGACAGAAUACAAAUUGAUUGAAAAUGCAACUUUCCGCCUCCAUCAACUCAUCUGUUGUUUUGGCAAAGCUGAGCUAUUGAGUAGAGUGGUAACACAUGACAGCUUUACAGAGUUGGACUGUUCACUGGCUUAACAAAUGAAUGUAAUAAUGUCAGAUUACCAAUCAGUGCGUCUUGUUGCGAGCACAUGGCAGUUGAGAACAUACAGUUGGUGUAAGAUUGUGCUUACACCAAGCAGUGCAGUGUAAAUUAACUUGAGGGCACACUUCUGUUUGGCAGACUCAGAUCUCAGUUUUGUCCACACAAACGGUUCCUCUUUUUACUGAUGCCAGACUGGCGCUGAUUAAGGAUGACCUUAAAGUGACACACCGCCUUUUCACCCUCUACAGGCUUGAAAGAUGGCUGUAAAAAGUUUGUCGUUUCCUUCAUUAUGGAGAAAACUGCAGUCCAGUUUGAAUGCAGAUCAGUUACAAAGAUUUCAACACUGACUAUUAGAAACACCCCCCAGUACGAUGCAGUGCAGUAUAACACCGCCACUAAUGACAUCAUAGUGAUUAAAUAUGGUAAACUCAAAAGUUCACUCACUGGAUUUUUUGCAGAGCUUUUCAUCAUAUUCCAUGGCCUUCUUCAGUGAGCUCAGGUAGCCACACAAAACAGUUGAAUGCUGUGGAAAAAGCUACUUAGUGAACCUAAAUUUGUAUUCUCAAGGUAGAGACUGACCCUCCAGUCCAGUAACUCUUCAAAUGACACUUAAAUUAGAGCAAUCAAAAUUCUUUUGUUAUUGAAAAUUAAUCUGGGGUACUGACUCUUGUCCGCCUAUAAGUUUGAAUGAAAAUAUAGCUAAUUUAACAUUUCUCUAAUGUACACAGUAGUGACUCUGAAGAAUGUACUUUCACCAAAAAACAGUACAAUACAAACCUUCUGUCUGAGUUUUGAGGCUUUAUUAUGGUAUUUUGGCAAAAAACACUGGAACACACUGAGUACAUGGGUGGACAGUGGAGAUGAAGAGUACAGUUUUUAUUGAAUUUUUUGAACUUGUCAUGAUAGGAAUUUAUUGUAGCUGACAUGAAUUCAAGGUGGAGUAAUCUACAAACUUCUUACAGCUGCUUUUCAAGUCUGAAGGGAAUGAGUGUUUGACACUGAUAGAUUUAGGACAGAAUAUCAUUUUAACGAGGCCUUAUUGCCUAUAUGCCUACUUCAGGAACUGUCGAUGGCUGAUUUAUUUACUUUCAUGACUUCAGUUAUGUCUGGUCUGCACUGCAGUCGGUGUAGCGGUGUCUGGUCCGUGUUCCCUAACACACUUAGCUCUGCCAAUCUGCCCUGCACAGCAUCACCCACACGGCUUUAUACGCUGAUCUUGAUUUAUGUUUGGGUUUUUUUAGUGGACCAAAAUUCAGAAAAUUACUCUAAAGAGUCGCCAUUCUCUGGUCUGGCUGGUAAACCUCAUUAAAAUGUUAUUUGGUGGGGGAGACCAGGCUGAAGGGGGGGAAACAUAAGUGGUUCCACUUCAGCACAGCCAUAAAGUCAAGUCAAUCAGCAGUUUGACGUGGCAGACCACCAAAUGCAUAUCGUUUCCACAAGCCGCAAUAUGCAUAAAUAUGCUGAUUGAGUAAUGCAAUAAGCACAUAGAGGUUGUGGCAAUAUACCUGGCUGUAAAUGAGGUAGUGUUUAAAGGGGCUUUGAGUGGAAGCAGCUGUCAGGGGUUAUUCUUUGCAUGCGGGCCGGGAUCACACUAGUUCCCAAAUUUCAGUUUGUUUUCACCUCUUUUAUUUUCUUCCUAACAUUAGAAUGUUAAUCUUUUCUAUUGUUAAAAUAGACCAGUUUGUAUUUGAUGCUGAUUGUAUUUGAGGUGUAAAUCCUAGUUUAGACCAGAGGAUUUCCCUCCAUGUAAUCCAUCUAAGCAUGUGUGCCUGUGUCUCUAAACGUCUGUUUGUUUUUCUACUUUCUUACCAAGGGUUAUUACCCAAAAAUGCAGCAAAAUAAACUCAAAAAUUCCAGGA